Molecule: messenger RNA, 3610 nt
Organism: Solenopsis invicta (red fire ant)
Lineage: Eukaryota; Metazoa; Arthropoda; Insecta; Hymenoptera; Formicidae
Product: juvenile hormone epoxide hydrolase 2
Exons: 6
Coding region: 370-1773 (467 amino acids)
Biological process (GO): epoxide metabolic process
Molecular function (GO): epoxide hydrolase activity
Source: RefSeq, a predicted model, not a curated record
ACAUACGUCCUUGUCCGAGCGCGUCUUGGAAUGUCUUUUAAAAUCUACAACGUGUGAAUAUUUUUCGAAUCAAAUAAUCUCUUUAUUUUUACACUUAUUGCGAGAUUUAUAGAUUUUGGCACUCACUACGCUCUUGUUUAUCUCAAGACAUUUCAAGAUUUUCAAGAGAUGUGAUAGCGAGCUAAGCGAGCAAGUCACGCUGAGUCAUUGCAAACAGUGAUCAGCGGCAUUAAUAAGGUAAUAAGUUACGCACUGCUAACUGCUAACCACUGCUAACGAGGGGUGAGCCUGGUGAACCUAGUGAACCAAGGUGAACGUGUCAUCUCAACUGUUCAUUUGUACGAGAGUUAAACGAGAUUUGCCAGCUAAAUGGAUUGUUGUCUCUCGUCCAUUGUGAUUGUUAGCUGCAUCGCGAUGCUGUUCACUUUGACAAGAAGAUACUUAUCGUUCCGACGAACAAAGUUUCCAAUGUUACCGGAGACUUGGUGGACACCCGGCACCGAAGGCUCUGUCAACGAUGAUAUCCGACCGUAUAAAGUUAUUUUUUCCGAAGAGGUUGUGAAAGAUUUGAAAUUCAGACUGACACACACUAGACUAACAUCGCCGUUGAAAGAUGUAGCCUGGAAUUAUGGCACCAACACUGAUGCUUUGCGCAAACUUUUAGACUACUGGGCAAAUGAAUAUAACUUUCAGGAACGUGAGAAGUUUAUAAACCAGUAUUCACAUUUUAAAACAAAUAUCCAAGGAUUAGAUAUUCACUUCAUCCAUGUAAAACCAAGCAAUACAGAGGGAAAGCGCGUUUUACCACUGCUACUUGUACAUGGAUGGCCUGGUUCUAUAAUGGAAUUUUACAAGAUCAUUCCAUUACUAACUUCGCCAAGACCUGAGUACGAUUUUGUGUUUGAAGUGAUAGUGCCUUCGUUACCUGGAUUCGGGUUCUCCAGUGCAGCUACAAUACCUAAUCUUUCAGCUGCUCAUAUGAGUGUGAUUUUCAAAAAUCUCAUGUUGAGAUUGGGUUGUGACAAAUAUUAUGUUCAAGGUGGUGAUUGGGGUGCUACAGUCAUUCACACUAUGUCACUUUUGUAUCCGCAACACGUCUUGGGUUUGCAUUCCAAUUUGUGCCUAGUUCUUACUAAAUGGACCCUAUUAAAUAAAGUAUUGAAUCUAUCUUCCUUUUUGCCUUGGGGAAAAACUAAGAAAAAAGGUUCUGGUUUUUCAUUGAUGUUAGAGAGCGGAUACUAUCAUAUCCAAGCUACAAAGCCAGAUACAGUUGGAGUCGGUCUGAGCGAUUCGCCUGCUGGUCUGGCGGCAUACAUCAUCGAGAAAUUUUCCACUGGUACAAAUGUGUCUUACAGAGACAGAGCAGAUGGCGGAUUUCUCGAGAAAUUUACAUAUGACGAGUUGAUUGACAACCUAAUGAUUUAUUGGACAUCAAAUAGCAUUACUACAUCCAUGAGAAUAUAUGCCGAGAAAUAUACCAAGUCGAACAGAUCUGUGGAGGCGAUCCUGGAAUCAGCACCGAUAAAAGUUCCCAGCGCUUGUGCGCAGUUUCCUCACGAUAUAAUGGAGCAAAAACCAGAUGAACUAAGAAAACGAUUCGUGAAUCUUUUACGUGUUACUAAAAUGCCUCGAGGUGGUCACUUUGCGGCAUUUGAGGAGUCUGAAUUAUUUGCUAAUGAUGUAUGGGCCUCUGUUGACGAGAUGGAAAAGUGGAACAAAAAGCAUAGGCCAACAGUAAUUUGUAAACAAGGAGAAAAUAAACGUAAUUUAUAAACGAAAGAAGCACAACAUGUUAAUUAAAGACAAUAAACACAUGAAUUACGGGUUAAUGUGCUUAUAAGAGCAAUAUAACUUUUAUUCAAAAGUGUUUUUAAUACUUUUUAUUUUGGACCCAAGUUUAAGAUAUGUUUCGAAAAGCACAAGCGUUAUUUGAAAGCAAAACAGAAGUUAGACAAGAAUCAUUGUAUUUCUAAUUAUUAUCUGCAAUAAUAACCAAUAAUAAUUACAUAUUAUUCAUACUCAAAAAUUAUAAAAGAAGAUUUGUGUUUUAAAACAAAGAAUUAUAUGUAAUUAAAGCAGAAAAGUAUUUUAUUCACACACGUUUCAAAUUCAUGCGCUGUUUCGCAUGCGCAUAUGGCCAGAAAGUAUAUUGUUUAUAUCGCUACAUUUCGUCGGUACGACAGGUUUUUUAACCUCGAUAGUUAAUUUUAACGAUUAACAUCUCAGUUCAUGAGGCAGAGAGAUAUUUUUUUGUUAGAUUCGUUCGUUUUAUGUAAAAACGCGUCGAAUGAGACUAAUUUUAUUAAAAUUAGAGGUGGUGGGAGUAUUCUGUUUAAUUACCAUUAUUUUAAACGGACGUAAUAUAAUAUUCUCAUAAUAUUAAAAUAUUUAAUAAUAUUCUAAGAAUAUCGUAGUACUUUUAGGAUAACAUCUUAAGAUAUCAUUAACCAAUAAAAAAGUCGUAUUAACAUUUGCCAUUCAACUUUAAUGGCAAUUCAUUAAUAUUAAUCAAAAUUUAAGAAAAUUGUGGGACACAAUAAUUAUUUUGAACAAAGUUCAAAGAACUCUGGUUAAACUAAAUUGUGAAACUGAGCCUAAAUGGAACAUAAUCGAUUCUUAUUUUAAGAUUGUCGUAAGUAAUGUCUUAAAAUGCUAAUAUAGCUCUCUGAUUGGUUGUUUACAUCUAAAUGUUUAAAAAAUUAUUGUCAAAUAAUAUUUAUUCGAAUUUUGAAAUUAGUUUGCUUAUAUGGUUACAUAAUUUAAAAUAUUUAAUUCAAAUAAUCAUUAAAUCUUCAAUUUACUUCAAACUCUUUGUAUAAAAUAUAACAAAUUUCAUACAAAAACUUUGACAAUAGUUGAAUCAUUUGUCUUAAUGCUAAUAUAUAACAUGAUGUUAUACUAUGACAUUUUAAGACAGUACUUAAGAUGGUCUGAAAUAUAACAUUGAUUAUAAAUAUCAGCCUUUGUUCAAUUUAUUUGAUUAACUGCAUAGUGUAAAAAUAAUUAAAAUUAGACAAUUAUUAAAUCUCUUCAAUUACAUCCUAAGUCUACAAAAUACUCACAAUUUCAUAAGAAAAAUGUUUAGAAAAAUGUUAAGAAAUUGUCAACUAUGUUUCGUUUGGACGAAUCAUUUGUCUUUAUGCACAACGUUUCUAAAAUUGUACAAACACAAGUAAGAAUUAUAAUUAUUGACAAAUGCGAUUAAAGAAUUUAAAACUUGAUAGAGUUUAUUGAAAGCAAUUUAUUAAUGAAUACUAUUGAUAUUUUCUGUUGAAAUCUGUUGAAGUCUGCACGUUCUUUCUUUUAAAUAUCUUAUAUAAUCAAAAUUUGCUUUGAAAAUUUAAAUUGUGCGAGAUAAUACAUCACGUCAACUUAAAUCGGAGAGGCAAAUUUUAUUUUAUUUUACAUCAGUUCCUUACAAGCAUACUGAUCGCAGGUUCAUCCAAAUGUGUGAUAAACGAUUCAAUGUAAUCACGGAAAUCAUGCCACCAUAAAAAGUAAUAGCAAAUCUUCACAAUCAGUCGCUCAUCUUUAGUUACUUCUCUUCACAAUCAACAUAAACUGAUCUGUGAGAGAGAGAGAGAGAGAGAGAGAGAGAGAGAGAGAGAGA